Molecule: messenger RNA, 1558 nt
Organism: Pseudophryne corroboree (corroboree frog)
Lineage: Eukaryota; Metazoa; Chordata; Amphibia; Anura; Myobatrachidae
Gene: SUMF2
Product: sulfatase modifying factor 2
Exons: 9
Coding region: 50-991 (313 amino acids)
Cellular component (GO): endoplasmic reticulum
Source: RefSeq, a predicted model, not a curated record
GGAGCAGAGAGGGCGGGAGGUAUAUGUGAGGCUGCGCUGCAGUUAUGUGAUGAUGAUUAGGCGAAUGAGCUGCCCGGUGGUCCUGGUGCUGUUGCUGUGUGUGCUGCGGGUGUCACAGGCGGGACAUGAACAUAAUGAUGUCAUGGUGCAACUUGAUGGGGGAAAGUUCAUCAUGGGAACAAAUGCACCUAAUGGUAAAGAUGGAGAAUUUCCAGCCAAGCAGGUGACAGUGAAGCCAUUUGCUAUUGACAGAUAUCCGGUCACCAACAAGAAUUUCAGAGAAUUUGUACGGGCAAAAAAAUAUAAAUCAGAAGCAGAGACAUUUGGCUGGAGUUUUGUAUUUGAGGACUUUGUACCAGAGGAGCUGAAAAAGAAAGUAUCUCAGAAGCUGGAGUCGGCACCAUGGUGGCUUCCUAUAGAAAGAGCAUUUUGGCGUCAGCCAUCGGGGCCAGGCUCUGGAAUCAAGGACAAGUUGGAUAUCCCAGUGCUGCAGGUGAGCUGGAAUGAUGCCCAGGCCUUCUGUAAGUGGCAGGGGAAGAGAUUGCCUACAGAGGAGGAGUGGGAGUUUGCUGCCAGAGGCGGGCUGACAGGGAACACCUACCCAUGGGGAAACACAUUUCAGGAAACUAGAUGCAAUCUAUGGCAGGGGAAGUUCCCUACAAUGGACUCUGCUGAGGAUGGUUAUCACGGUGUGUCUCCUGUAGCUGCAUUUCCCCCACAGAAUGCUUAUGGUCUGUAUGAUAUGCUGGGAAACACCUGGGAAUGGACAUCCACAGGAUAUAGCUCACCUGGAGAGGCCACACAGCAUAGACAGAAGAUGUAUGUGCUGCGUGGUGCUUCUUGGAUUGAUACCCAGGAUGGCUCAGCCAAUCAUAUAGCGCGAGUGUCUACCAGGAUGGGCAACACCCCAGAUUCUGCUUCGGAUAACCUGAGCUUUCGCUGUGCCAAAGACUUUUCCCGACCAGCGGUACACAGAAAAGAGGACCUCUGAGGAAAUGACUAAUACUCUUAAACAAAGAUUACUGCGGGUUAUAUUGAUACAGUGUAAGUGUAAUUUAUGUAUUGCGCGAGGAGACAAACUGGAUACAAAAGGAAAGCAGUCUUGUUACUUGAAGUAACACAUUUUCUAUUUCAUAGCUUUCUAUAUUAAAAUCCAAAUCCUCUUGUCUUGAGUUGCGCCCCUUGAUUUGGUUAUCAAUAUGAACUGAAUGUGUAGUUACAGGGACUCCCACAGGUACAGCAUUUUGUAAGCUCUAUGGCCCACAGUUGUGGAAUGAAUUGUUGACUGUGCUAAGUUCGGUCAGGUAAUUUAUUAUGAUUUUCAGUUAAUUUAUAUUCAUCUGUUCAUCAUAUCACUUUGACAAAAAUGAAGUAAUAAACCUUUAACCGUACCUAAUGACAUCAGCAAGGACAGCUCUGCAUGAAAAAUACAUGUGGAGAUACCAUAGUGUUUGGUCUUCUACAUAACAAGUUUCUGAUCUGUAGUGUAUUUUCUUUCUGAAAACCAUUUUGUUUUUUUAUCCUAACUUUAAUAAAGUUUUAUAAAUUAACAAGCGAA